Messenger RNA from Dalotia coriaria, 4367 nucleotides. RefSeq names its product endoplasmic reticulum metallopeptidase 1-like. NCBI's taxonomy places the organism in Eukaryota, Metazoa, Arthropoda, Insecta, Coleoptera, Staphylinidae. The record is from RefSeq and is a predicted model, not a curated record. Gene Ontology annotation, biological process: proteolysis. The transcript has 6 exons. Gene Ontology annotation, molecular function: metalloexopeptidase activity. The coding region runs from base 497 to 3172 and encodes 891 amino acids.
CGGCAAACGUACACAUCCUCUCCCUAAUUAAAAAUUGUUAAUAUUAGCUCGCAAUUAAAAUUAGUCGUUUGCUUUUAAAGUUAGUGGUGACCUUGCGGCGAAAAUGUCAUGAUCGAACAUAGUCCAUUCUGUGCUGCAGUACAUAGUCUGUGGCACAUCGAGCUUCAUAGUGCAGUACGCACGGUACGUGCAGCUGUGGCGUGCUCACAGCUCGUGCCUGUGCUCGUGCCAUAAGUAAUCGUAGCAAUUGCACUCUAUCAUAACGCAGAGUCGUGUGGUGUAGACAGUGUACUACGCUCCUAAACGCGUCGCGGAUGAAUUUAAAGAAAAGACGGCUGUAAAACGUCGCGACGCGACGCGACGUGUUAUCAUCGGCCUCUCCGUGUGGUGAUAACGCCUCGCUUUCCGCAAUUCAAAUGUUCAUAUUCGCUAAAAUGCAGCAAUAGUCGAAACGGACACAUUGCAGGCGGACGUUAUAUACUUGUUCUUUUCUGUGAUGGUCGAGAUCCCUACGAUGUCAAAGAGUAAUACCAACUUGCGUCAGCGAAAGCCGAUCGAGCGGCAUCACGACGAGCUUGCCAAUGGGGAUGACAAGCUUAGAAAGCUCAAAUUCAAAUCACAUGCACCGCUGCCCGCCUCUCAUCUGUUGUCUUUACUCUUCUUUAUUCUGAUUGUUUUUGCUGCAGUGAUUGUCAUUGAGAAACAGUUGCCAGUUGGGCUAAAGAUUGCAGACGAGCAGAAACAUUCCGGUCGAUUCAUUGCAGAGCGUGCACACAAUUAUCUCAAGAAGAUCACUGCCUUGGGGCCUCGAGUGGCUGGGUCUCAUGCCAAUGAGGUGCUUGCUGUUAAUUUGCUUACAAAGGACAUUGGAGAUAUUAUGAAAGGAGCAGCACCUAAUAAUAUACUAGAGUUUGAUCUGCAAACAGUCAGUGGGGAAUUUCCUUUGGAGUUUUUGGAUGGCAUGACAAAUGUCUACAGGGGUUUGCAGAAUAUUAUUGUUAAGAUUGGAUCUCAUAUCAAGUCCCCACACAGUUUGCUUAUUAAUUGCCAUUUUGAUUCCUACAUUGAAAGUCCAGGCGCAAGCGAUGAUGGUGCCGGAUGCGCUGUGAUGUUAGAAAUUCUGCGUGUUUUAUCUAAGUCUGACAAGAUACUUCGCCACAAUAUAAUAUUUCUCUUCAAUGGCGGCGAGGAAAACUUUCUACCUGCAUCGCACGGUUUUAUCACGCAGCACAAAUGGGCUCGAGAAGUACGCGCUUUCAUUAAUUUGGAGGCGUGUGGCGCCGGAGGCCGCGAGGUGCUUUUCCAGGCCGGGCCAAGUCAUCCGUGGUUGUUAGAGACGUAUUCAGAGGAAGUGCCUUACCCUUUUGCCUCUUCGAUGGCGCAGGAGAUCUUCCAAAGCGGCAUCGUGCCAGGCGAUACGGACUUUCGCAUUUUCCGCGAUUUUGGCAACGUGUCCGGACUGGACUUUGCGUGGUCUGCGAAUGGUUACGUCUAUCACACUAAAUUCGAUUCGAUCGAAAACAUUCCUCUCGGCUCUCUGCAGCGCACUGGCGAUAAUAUUCUUGCGUUAGCGCGGGGUAUGGCCCAGGGUCACAAACUGGCGGACGUCGACAGCCAUCGGUUGGGGCAUUUGGUGUUCUUUGACUUCCUUGGCGCGUUCGUCGUGCGAUGGCCGAUGGCUGUUUCGGAUCUUGUUAACAUUACCACUGUGAUACUAUCGUUUUAUACGAUUUAUGUCAAUGCCAAAGAUGCGGCUAAAAUUGUGCCGCCGCAGAAGUACGUUUUAAAGCUGACACAAUGCGUCGCUGGGGUGUGGAUCACGUGGCUUGCAACUGCAAUUACCGUGUUUGCGAUUGCGAUGCUGGUGACGGCGCUGGGACGAACGAUGAGCUGGUACGCUCGACCCUUGUGGGCGUUCUUUUUGUAUGUGAUACCAACGGUGCUAGUCUCGAUGGCCAUUACGCUGGUGCACGCUAAAUAUUAUCAUAAGGAUAUCGACGUCUGGCCAUGGCAAAUUUUUCAGCUCUACUAUGAUGCAUAUCAACUGAUCUGGACUAUCGUGCUGAUGAUUGGAAUCGUCAUGCGUAUUCGCUCCAGCUUCAUUGCAAUGAUGUGGUCAGUAUUCCCGCUCAUCGGAAGUCUCCUGCGAGCUAAGAUCUUCUCAUCGUGGAAGGACGGCCGCUGGUUAUUGCUGCACAUCGGCACGAUGGGCUUGCCGUUUGUGCAAAGUUUUUAUUUAAUUGUCGCAGCUCUUUACCUGUUUAUUCCUAUUAUGGGACGCUCGGGCGCCGGCAACAAUUCCGAACUGCUAAUCGCCUUGAUGGUGGGCUUCGAGUUUGUGCUCUUAUUUAGUUUUGCCAUUCCAAUCAUCCUUCUAGUCAAAGAGACUUAUCGCAUACUGAAUCUUCUGCUUGGUCUCUUCCUCUUGUCGAUUGCCGUACUUAUAUUCACUCCAUUGGGAUUCCCUUAUUCAGGUGAUCCGAAUUCAUUGGCACCGCAACGAUUUAUGUUAGCUCAUACACGACGCACAUUCCACGACUAUUCCACAUCAACACCAAACGAAACAACAGGCUACUGGGUGAUAGACUUUGACAUCAAUAGUCCUCACACCGUCGACAAGUAUGUGCCGGACAUGAGGAAAGCAAUGCCCGUUGACCAGGACUGUGUAGAUCAUUUAUACUGCGGUAUGCCAUACAUUGUUCCAGUAAUGAAUUUGAUUUGGAAGACACACUGGUUACCUGGGCCGAUGCCGCAAAUACAAUAUCCGCAAGUAAAAAUCCAGCCCCAAGUCGAGACUAAGUCAACACGCGGGUGGAAUAUUACUAUCGAUGGUCCCGCACACAUGGCCAUAUUAUUUUCACCUGUGCAGGGCGUCGACCUGUUACGGUGGAGUUUAUCGAGCCCGCCUUUAGAAACGACAUACCUUUGGAACGGGCGAAAGACAUACUUUAUUUAUUUUGGACGAGGCGACAAGUUUGAGACUUUCGAUGUCAACUUAGAGUUUAUGGUUCCGAAGGAUCACGAAGGGCACAUCAUCGACUUGGCCGUCACUUCACACUAUCUCUUCGGCAACUCCAAAAGUUCUGUAUCGUUUAAGAACUUUGUGAAGCAGUUCCCGCCAUGGACGGCCGUCUGCUACUGGUCGUCGACAUACGAAUCGUGGUUGCUGUAAGAGGUACCUCGCGCCUUAAUUUUAGUUAGUAAAUUUGCUUUUUGAAAGACACUUGCAACUCAACCAAAACGUAAGCAAUGAAAUUUACCCUAAGCGUAGGAAAUUAGUACAAAUUAUUAGAAUAAUAAGCAAUUUUGGUAUAAGGAAUGAAAUAUGUAUAACAUAAUGCGACGCACAAUAUUAAAACGCUUGAGCGCAACAACAAUAUAUAGCCAUGUUUUCCGUGAGAAGCUCAAAUUGAGUCAAAGGAGAAACUUUCAUAUGCAUAAAAUAGUUCAAGCAAUCUGCACAUAUACUAUAUAUACUAUAUCGCUCAAGUCUUUAACACAUUUAGUUAUUUAGCCUCUAAAACUAGUCUUGCUAAAUCAAGUCCUGUUACAUGAUUAACACCUUUACUUGGAAUACUUAUUCCAGCAGCCAUUUAACACCCAGAAGAGUACAAUUAGCGUGACCUAAUUAAUAUUUAGGCUGCGUACACAUACAUUUCGAGAAAGUGAUAUGUUGGUGAAGACAUUUAGCGUUCAAAGCGUGUUUGCACUUUGGUUUCAUGUUGACAAUUUUAACGAUAAAACUGGACGCGGUCGUAAAUUAUCACCUCUUGCUUACGACACGAUGGAACUGAACGAUGUAACAGUGCAAAGUGAUAAAUCAAACAAGAAGUACGCGUCGAACUAAAAUCGUUCGUUCCCAUAUAUUGAAAAUGUCUAAAGUUUAGAGUUAAAUAACAACAAUUGAGUAUAUAUAAGUAUAUUAUUAUCAAUAUACCUCCAUACGUCCAAAUCUACUAGAAAGCUUUGUGAAUCGUUAACAAAAGUGCUAAUCUAAAAAAAUAGGUGCGAUUAUGGGCCUUAGAAGGGAGACGAAUGCAUAAUUAGACAAUUUACUGCGCUAAACGAGUAGUAGAGUAAUGUGUGGGCAUUUAAUAUACCACAAAUAUUGUUUUUGGAAUUACAUUGUGAUGAUACAGCUUCUGAUGUUGGUGUGUAGAACCAACACGUUUAUUUGACCGCCCUCUUAGUGUGAAUUCUAUAGUAUAUGUUGCAUUGUUACCAAAUUUUAAAUUGUUAUAUACUCUUAUACACCAAGAUUGAAAUAAAACAAAACUUGUUAAAUCUUAAAUCGUGGCAAUCACGCCAGAUUCGCAAGUUUAUUAUAUGUGAUAAGAUAAACAAUUAUAUAAGCAUUUUUUACUGCA